Messenger RNA from Lachancea meyersii CBS 8951, 2553 nucleotides. The record is from the annotation of a GenBank genome assembly. Lineage: Eukaryota; Fungi; Ascomycota; Saccharomycetes; Saccharomycetales; Saccharomycetaceae.
AUGGUCAGCGAAAGUUUGAGCGAGUCUCAGACGGAACAAGAGUCUCCGAAGCCGCAUUUUUGGCUGAAACGUAGUCACAAGGAGGGUCUGGUGGUUUUGGACAGAUCAUCGCCACGGUUCGAUGACGAUCUUCAAGAAUACAACUGCCAUGAGCCCUCGAAACAAUUAAUCAAACACAUUAUUCGCAAGACCGCGAGCUACGUGUCCCGGUCAAAAAGUCGAAAAAGCUCGCCAAUAUUGGGACCCCUGACCUAUAACGAAGCCUUUUUCACAAAAGAUGUGAACAGAGGAGAUAAACCGGGAGGCGUUCAAUGGAGCGACGAUUAUCUUAGGAAAUUAUACACCAAGCUCGAGAGUGGAAUCAUUCUUACCAAAGUGAGUCGCAAAAAACAGGUCGAACAACUUUUUUUCGUCAAAGGCGGGGUGCUCUCCUGGCGAGAUACUAAAAACAUCGAUCUAGAUUCUAUUAAGGAUGUGAGGACGGGAGACAUGGCGAAAAACUACAUUGAAGAUUACAAGGCUUCACAGGGUACAGCACAAAAUUGGGUCACCAUCAUAUACCAAACGGGUACCAAGUUUCGAGCAUUGCAUCUAGUCGCUCACAGUCCAGCCGACUACGAAUGUCUAUAUGUGGGUAUCGUCAGCUUGGUUGAUACAAGACGUCAUCUCAUGAGAAGCAUCACAGACCCAGAGGAUGAGAUGUUUGCGAAUGUUCAUUGGCGUGCAAGUGUCUCUGCGGAAAAAGCUGCGGACGACAUAGACGUACUUUCUUUUCAAGACGUGGAGGACUUGUGCGCCAAAUUUAAUAUAUUCUGCUCUCGCAAUCACUUACGGCGUCUUUUCGAUCUCGCUGACAUCAAUGGAAACGGCCUACUGAAUUUCACGGAAUUCCAAUGCUUUGUUCAGGAGUUAAAGGCUAGACCAGAGUUGAAUAGGAUCUGGCUUCGUGCGACAAGGGGUUCUGAGGAACUGCAUUUUGAGGAAUUUCAGAAAUUUGUAACCAAGAAUCAGCACGAAUCCUGGAGUGCAUCAAAAAUCAUGAAUGAGUUCGAGAGGUUUGGUCAUAGCAAUGGCAAAAUGAGAAUCGACGGGUUUCGGAAAUUUUUAGCCUCUCAGCCGUACUUGCACGAUAAUGAGACUGAUUAUUCGCUUCCCAUUAGCAAAUACUUCAUUUCCUCCUCGCACAACACGUAUCUUCAAGGUAAGCAACUGGCGGAAAAUCCAACAGUCGAGACCUACGUCCAUGCGUUGCAGCAGGGUUGUCGAUGCAUAGAAAUUGACGUAUGGGAUUCUGACGAGGGGCCUGUGGUUUGUCACGGCAAAUUAACUGGGUCAUUGCCUCUCGAAAAUGUCAUUAAGGUGGUACGGAAGUAUGCUUUCAUAGCUUCACCGUACCCGUUGGUCCUAUCUUUGGAAGUACACUGCAAACUUGCCAACCAGAUUUUAAUGGAAAGAACACUCCGAAAGGAGCUGGGCAGCAACAUAAUCAAUCACAAAUCCAAGGGCAUGCUUAUGUCCCCCACCGACCUGAGGCACACAUUUUUAGUCAAGGUCAAGAAGUCUAAGAGCGAGUUUAAAUCUUCGCAGGACGAAGAUUUUGCUUAUACUUCUUCCACGAGCUCAUCAUAUGAUUCUGAUAUUGAGGUGAAGAGGAGAUCGGGACGAAGGCUUAGCAUCUCGAAAAAAAUGCAUGUUAUAGACAGCCUUGUUUCGAUGUCAUUCAUUCACGGGCUCAAGUUCAGGAACUUCUCGUUGCCCGAAUCUAAGACAGAAAAUCACUGUUUUUCAUUGAAUGAGAAGAAAUUAGAGAAUCUUAUAAAAGACGAGUCUCAAAAACUGGCGGUCGAAAAGCAUAAUCGACGCUUUCUCAUGAGAGUAUAUCCGCACGCGUUUCGGUACAAAUCGUCGAACUUCAACCCAAUCAAGUUUUGGGAGCUUGGUGUACAGAUGGUUGCCACAAACUGGCAAACCUUUGAUCUUGGCCAACAGCUCAAUAAGGCCAUGUUCCAGCUUCCGCUUGAAGAGGGACCUUUAUGGCAUUCUGGUUAUGUACUAAAGCCAGAGUUUCUGUUAAACAGCGUGGCCAAAGCUGGCGACAUACAAGUGAUGCGCGCGGGCUUGGAUAAACGCAAGAUCGUGCUACGGAUAGAAAUUUUAUCUGCUCAGAUGCUCCCUAAACCGAAGGAUUUCAAGCAAAAGCAAGCAUUCCCCAAUUUUAGCGUGAACUUGAACGUUUACAGCAAUAACAAGCCGAUAAAAGCCCUAGAGAGUGACAAUGGAAUUGUACUAACGGAGACAUCUGGCUCUACCUCCAACUGCAGCGAAAACGGCGUCAACCCCAUUUGGGAAACUAGAUUCAAGAUUACGCUUGAUGAUAGCUUCUUCAAUUUUAUGCUGUUCAAAGUGAGAGCUGGCGACACUGAACUCGCCACCUGCUGCUCGAAGCUAGACUAUCUACGACGGGGGUAUAGACAUCUUCCUCUUUACAACGAGAGUGGCGAGCGCUACAUGUUUUCGACUCUUUUCAUUCGAGUUGACUAUAACUACGAAUAG